UGAGAGUUCGAUAGGUCAAAACGCCAAAACCCUUCUACUCUCGUCGAUAAAGAUCGACCGUCUGUCACCUUUCUCCCUCGCUCGUGCCUCGUCCCUCCCAAAAACUCCUCUCCUCGCGCGUUCCAUUUUUGUCCGCUGCUUGCUUGUCGCACGAAGCGCCGCCGCUAGCCUUCCGGCUGCAUCUGCUUCGAUUCCCGACGUCCAUCCUUUCUUCUUGAAGUGAUAUCGAAAACGCUGGCUUAAACGCCGUCAAAGCUUCACAUGGGGACUCCUAAACUAGAUUCAGAUAUGGAGGAUUUGGAGCCAAUGGAAGGUGAAGUUAACGGGGAAUUUACUGAUUCCAAUUCCGACUCAGGGGAGGGAGAUGUACGAAAAUCGGCUAUUCCCUCUAAGGAUGCGGUCUACGAUCGAGAUGCUAUCAACGAUAAGCUUCGAGAAAUCAGCUGGCCAGAGAACUUAGAUGGUGGGAAGCCUUUUGCCAAGUCCAACAAGCAGAGACCAGGGGUAUCCCCAGGAGACAGGUCCGGGGGAAAGGGUAGAAUGGAAUCAUGGAAGGGCGCUGGUUGGUGUAAGCAGAGGAGCGAUCUCCUUCUCGUCUACGAUUACAUUCCGAACGGGAGCCUGGAUUUCUUCCUCUACGGCGGCGGCGGGCAGCGAUGUUUGAGCUGGGAGCAGAGGUUUAGGGUUUUGAAAGGGAUUGCCGCGGGGUUGCUUUACCUGCACGAGGAAUGGGAGCAGGUUGUGAUCCACAGGGACGUCAAGUCCAGCAAUGUGUUGAUCGACGGCGAGAUGAACGGCCGCCUCGGGGACUUCGGGCUAGCCAGGCUGUACAACCACAGAACGGCGGCGUCGCACACGACCAAUGUCGUCGGGACGGUCGGGUACAUCGCACCCGAAUCGGCCCGAACAGGGAAGGCGUCGACCCGGUCCGACGUGUUCGCGUUUGGGGUUCUACUGCUGGAAACGGCGAGUGGGCGAGGCCGAUUGGCAACUGCGACGGCGACUUUAUACUGUUCCGAAGAAAUGAUGCUAAUAGAUUCAGAUAUGGAGGAUGCGGAGCCAAUGGAAGGUGAAGUUAGUAGGGAAUUUACUGAUUCCGAUUCCGACUCCGACUCAGGGGAGGAAGAUGUACGAAAAUCGGCUAUUCCCUCUAAGGAUGCAGUCUACGAUCGAGAUGCUAUCAACGAUAAGCUUCGAGAAAUCAGCUGGCCAGAGAACUUAGGUUGGAUACACAAACUCUCCCUUGACAUCAACCAGGAGCAAUACGUAGAUGUAAACGAUGACCUGGCACGUGAGAUGGCAUUCUUCACACAGGCAUCAGAAGGGUCAAGGAGGGGGUUUGAGAAGAAUGAAACAAUGGGCCUUCCCUUUCUGAGGCCUCUGGACUAUUAUGGCGAGAUGGUGAAGUCAGAUACCCACAUGCUGAAAGUGAAGAGCCGACUCUUGGCUGAGAAGAGAAACAUGGAGGAAGCAGAGGAGAGAAGGAAAGCUAGGGAUUCGAAGAGGCUAGCUAAAGAGGUUCAAGCCCAGAAGCAGAAGGAGAGAGCAACGCAGAAGAAGUCGGAGAUUGAGGCUGUUAAGAAGUGGAGGAAGCAGAGGCAGCAAAAUGGGUUUCCUGCUCCUGGUGGGAAGAAGAAUGGUGAUGAGAUUGAUUUGGACUUUGGAGAUGGUUUGAAGCCGUUUGCUAAGUCCAACAAGCAAAGACCAGGGGUAUCUCCAGGAGACAGGUCCGGGGGAAAGGGUAGAAUGAAAGCAUGGAAGGGCGCUGGUAAACCGGAUAAGAAAAUAGUGAAGAGGGACCGAAAGGACUCAAAGUUUGGGUAUGGUGGAAGGAAAGGCAUGAAGAAGCAGAACACUGCUGAUACCACUGAUGAUUUCAGGGGGUUCAAGAAAGCAGGUGGCGACGCCGGGACCAAGAGGAGAAGGACGCAGUGAGAUUGGAGAAACUAAGCUAUGACAAAAACUGUCUGUUAUUGCUAUGAUCAAUAGGCUUGUCUGUCCUAGAAUUGUACUGAAAUUUUGGGGGGGUUAUCUUUAUGGUUCAGUUUCUUCUUUUGCUUAAUGAAUGAUGUUGAUGUUAUUGCCUUUCUGGUUCUAUUAUUUUGUCUCCCGGGUGCUCAUUUUUGGCGUUGUUGGUGGCCAGAUCUCUUCUGUUCUGAACUGUAGACAGCACAAAGCCUGGAGUUUUGCAGCUGCAAUGUGUUGUUCUAUCAACUAUUUCUCUUAUCCUGGGAUCAUUUCCCCUGCUAUGAAGAGGAAUAAAACAAAGGGUGGGAAAUUGCAGGAAGUCAACCAGAAUAAUGGAUCAGGAAGUUCUUUCCUCAGCACUAAUGAUUGCCACAAAGCACAUCAAAUGAUUAAUGUGCUGCGGCCUGACGGACGUGGGCAGAUUACAUUAUUAUGCUAUUACUCUCUCAAUACAGCUUGCCAGGGACGUAGCAACUGACUCCUUUUUUCACUUUUAGUUCUCUACCAUGACCUAAUUUCUUGUUGAAUUGAUCUCU
Molecule: messenger RNA, 2504 nt
Organism: Linum tenue
Lineage: Eukaryota; Viridiplantae; Streptophyta; Magnoliopsida; Malpighiales; Linaceae
Source: the annotation of a GenBank genome assembly